Molecule: messenger RNA, 2581 nt
Organism: Balaenoptera musculus (blue whale)
Lineage: Eukaryota; Metazoa; Chordata; Mammalia; Artiodactyla; Balaenopteridae
Gene: GET4
Product: guided entry of tail-anchored proteins factor 4
Exons: 9
Coding region: 1322-2179 (285 amino acids)
Biological process (GO): protein insertion into ER membrane
Cellular component (GO): BAT3 complex; cytosol
Molecular function (GO): protein binding
Source: RefSeq, a predicted model, not a curated record
UCCACGGUUUUCCUGCCUCUGGGAGUCCCGUCGCGAGGCUGUAAACAUAUUUCUCGUGUUGCUGUGUAGCCCUUGCUCACCCGAGUGUCUUGUUACUAAGCCAGCUGUUCCCAUAAAGCCGAUAUUUUUGUUGUACCUGCGCUGCCCGCUGGCCACGUGCGGCAGUUGAGCUUCUGAAAUGCGAGUCCCUAACGGCCUGGGCGGUGAGGGUAAAAACACGGCCUUCAAAGACUUAAAGCAGAGAAAAUGUCAGGUGAUUAGUUAGGAACCUUCAACUCUUGAGCGCACGUUGAAGUGAUGCUUGAAUAUAUUGGAUUAAAUAAAAUGUCUUUUUUUAGUGUGGCCUUAGGAAUUUAGGUUUUCUUAAACCUAGCUCAGUUUUCUUUUGGACUGCAGUGUGUCACACCGUUUCUGCUGUCAUGCAGCUACUGCUACAGUUUUUUAGUUGUUCUUACAUGUGUAAGGCAUUCCUGUAUAUUACACACGUUCUGUUAGCCUUCAGGUUUCUUGCCAGAAAGCAUUUGAGACAUUCGUUAGCAUUUAAAGAUAGUUUUAGAGGAUUUAAUCUGUUCUGUGGAAUGCUUUUUCGUUCUAAACUGCUGCAGAACAGCAAAUAUUUUGCUAUGAUAUCUAAAGGCAGUCAUGCCUGCGUUACACCAUUUAGGCCUAGAUUUAAAUUUUUUCUUUAAAUAGUAAGUUGAAUCAAUAUUCUGGGAACUCUGGCAGUACUUUCUGCUUUGGUUGUAGUUGGGUUUAGACGUAAUGCUUCGUGUCCCAGACCGAGUUUGAGCUCUGUCGCCAGAGGACCAGGUAGGGGUGAGUUGGUUGUUCUUCACGGGAUGAGCUAAAGAUGUGAGUAGGCUUUAAGGUCUGUAACGUCGAGCGUUCGGCCUGGCGGCUUAGCCAGUCAGAUCUGUGUGAUGGGGAGCUUUCGUAGCGCUCAAGAUUUGUCCCGGUGCUUGCUUUUCUUGGGGACUUUUAUAUAAGUAUUUGCCCCAGUGACUAGUCAGCAAAACUGGAUCUUCCCAAAGAUAAACACGGCGUUCCUUGUUUUGAGCCAGUUCUGCAGUUGCUGCUGUACCAGGAACGUGAUUGUUGAUUAGCUUUGAAGAGGCCAGUCCCUGUGCCCAGAGUGUGCUUUGUGCUGACGUGGGGGCAGAUGCAGGCUGUCCACCAGCCCGGCCUUGACCUGGGUUCGCAUUCUCCCUCUGCUCUGUGACCUGUGAUCCAGGACAACUUGUUGAAUCUCUUCUCUGAGCCUUGGCUUCCUCUUUGAUCUUUUAGGGGGUUCCUACACCUCUUCAGAGCUCCUGAGAAGUACAUGGCCCAGAGCAAGCACGCCGAGGCCCGCGAGCUCAUGUGCUCAGGAGCCCUGCUGUUCUUCAGCCACGGCCAGCAAAACAGUGCGGCUGAUUUGUCCAUGCUGGUCCUGGAGUCGCUGGAAAAGGCAGAGGCCGAGGUGGUCGAUGAGCUGCUGGAAAGUCUGGCCAAGCUGUUCAGUCUGAUGGAUCCCAACUCCCCGGAGCGAGUGGCGUUUGUGUCUCGAGCCCUGAAGUGGUCCAGUGGGGGGUCCGGGAAGCUGGGCCACCCCCGGCUCCACCAGCUGCUGGCCCUCACGCUGUGGAAAGAACAGAACUACUGCGAGUCCCGGUACCACUUCCUGCACUCCAGCGACGGCGAGGGCUGCGCCGACAUGCUGGUGGAGUACUCCACGGCCCGGGGCUUCCGCAGCGAGGUGGACAUGUUCGUGGCCCAGGCUGUCCUCCAGUUUCUCUGUUUAAAAAACAAAAGCAGCGCGUCAGUGGUGUUCACGACGUACACACGGAAACAUCCGUCCAUCGAGAGCGGCCCUCCCUUCGUGCAGCCCCUGCUCAACUUCAUCUGGUUUCUGCUGCUGGCCGUCGAUGGGGGGAAGCUGACGGUGUUCACGGUGCUGUGUGAGCAGUACCAGCCGUCCCUCCGGCGGGACCCCAUGUACAACGAGUACCUCGACCGGAUAGGACAGCUGUUCUUCGGCGUGCCGCCCAAGCAGACGUCUUCCUACGGAGGCUUGCUAGAACUUCCAACCGCAGCGGCGCCAGGUGCGGUGACAGCCGAGUUCACUGCAGCGCGAGGAGGGUUGUACCCUGAGGGCACUGCUUGCCCUUUGUUUGUUGUUCCCCUUUGCGAGUUGGUUUAGGGCACUUUUUAAACUUUGCUUUUCUAUUGACAUGAUAGUUCUUUGGAUAAAAAUUCGGUAAAAAGGAGUGUCCAUCUUGACAAGGCCCACAGCAGUUAACGUUGUUAUGUGUAGCCUUCGGAACUGUAACAUCUGACUUCUGGGUCACUUGCGAGUUAACUUGUGAGCGAGUUACCUGCCGCUCGGCCACCCGUGAUCCUCCCGGGCCCGUCCUGGCGGCCGUGCAGUGUCCCCUCGACGGGCACCUGGGUCUUCUCCCCUCGCGGCCCCAGCAGAAUCCCUGCGUCUCCGGGCGCAGCAGACACAUUUCUGUGGCGAGACCCCUGGAUGGGGCGCCGGGUUUGGGCUCCUGUUGCCUUGCCAGGCCCCGGUCAUGGCGCCACGGGAGGAGGCGGCGUCCGG